AACCUUUGUAUGUGUAAUGUGCAGUUUAUGUUUAUGUUUUUUCUUCUCUUUACAGAAAUUGGAAAAAAAAUAUAGAAACUACAGACUAAAGGCUGGCAAAGAACUCAAAGCAUAUAUCAUUAAAUGCCAUAAAAAUCCUCAGAACACAGGAAGAAAAGAGAAGACAGCAGUCCCAAUCAACUUUGAAGAAAAUGAAGUAAUGACACAGUUUCAAGGUGUCUGGGUCAAGAGAUCAGCUGUGACUUGGCUUGAUGCAAGUGUUAAGAAAUUGUAUGCUUCAAGGAAUAGAGAAAAUGAGGCGGAGGAACUGGCAGAUUCAGAAGCACAGAAGAAAAUAAAGAAACUACUGAGAUUUGCUCACAGACGUCUAAGAAUGGAGGUAAUAAAAAAGAAAUUAACGUUGUAUGGGGGUGAAUUAACUGAAUAUGAUGAGAAUUAUGGAGAAAACAAAUCAAAAACAUGCUUUUCUGAUGAGGUGGAAAAUAAAGGUAUGUCAGGCUUUCAGCAUAAGCCAACAGAACAGUCAGAUCAUAAUUCUUAUAAAAAAAAGGGAAAGAAUCAUAUUUUUGACAGUGAUUGGAAUGCUAAAAAUGCAUUUGAAAGAAUGGAUAAAGAUGUAUAUAAACGUGAGGUAACUGGAAAAAAAAUCAUCUUUGAUGAGGAUGGUGAUAUCCUUAAAAAUGGACAUGAAAGGAAGUAUGAGGAUAUAGACAAAGGAAGGAUAGGUGGGGGAAAAAUGAACUUUGAUGAUAACAUGAAAAAGGCAAAGAAACCAAAAAGAAAUGAUCAGUUGGUCGUCAGCUUGGCUGAGCCCAGGUCCCAGGUGCUGUCCCUCCCACCCAGCAAGCGAGGUGGGCUGUGGGUCCAGUUGGGAGGGCAGAUAUUGGGGUGCAAGAUGGGAAUGAGAGUUAAUUGUCCCACCAGUGCCCUGGAAGGUGCUAACCCACCUGAGGCUUGUGGGGGCAAAGCCUUAGGGAACCCCAUAGGCAGACGGUGGGCCCCACAGUCUGCCAAAACCCUUUAUUUGGGACGGCAGGGCGAAGGUCAGAAUGCCUUCGACCCCCAAGAUCUAAACGUCCUGUCGCAUGUCGAGCCUGCCCUGAACGCAGAGUUCAUGAGACGUUCUGCUAAUUACAUGAUUGUCGGACAUAGUGUAGUGGAAACCACCACGAAAAGAAGCAAGAAGAGAAAAAUGGAAAAGCUUAGGGAAGAGAAAAAUGGAAAAGGAGAAAGGAGAAACAAACUAGUUGAGGUUGUGAAGCAGAAGCGCAAAAAGAAAAGGAAACAUGAAUAUAGUGAAAAUCCUUCAGGUCGAGAAGACUUCAGCACAAAUAAGGAAACCACUGACAUUGAAGGAAACGGUGGUAGUAAGAGGAUAAAGCACAAAAAAGAUGAGGAUAGUUCUGCAGGAAGUUCAAAUGAAAAUAAUGGCGCAAGUCCAAGGCUAGUAACCGGAGAGGGAAAGGGUAAAGGAGAAAACGGUUUGAAGAAAAGAAAAAACAAGGAUGAAAAGUCACAUGCGACAAGUUUUAAAUCUUAUGAGAAGCUAGAAUUCCCCAAGGAAGGAACCAUGACUAACAAUGAUAGCACAGAAUAUGUAGGCAAUAAAAACAGGAGUUCAUUGAUAUAUGAUGAAAGUGGACAGAAGUUUAAGGUGUAUGAGAAUGGAGAAAAGAGAAAGUGGUAUGAUAUCUGGUACAGAGAGGAUUCUGUCAUGACACGGUAUGAAAAAAAAUGGAUAAAACGUGAAGCAGUUCCACACUUAGAAAAAAUUAAAAAAGAAAUAGAGAAUGAAGAUGAUGAAGUAACUAGACAG
Penaeus monodon (black tiger shrimp) is the source of this 1816-nucleotide messenger RNA. RefSeq lists its product as uncharacterized. Lineage: Eukaryota; Metazoa; Arthropoda; Malacostraca; Decapoda; Penaeidae. The record is from RefSeq and is a predicted model, not a curated record.